UCCGAAGUCCAAGAAAGCAAAGCUCCAAGCUCAGCUCCCCCCCCGACGCAUGCCCGGAUCGAUCGAUCCAGCUCCAUCGGCCGACGGGAGGAGGAGGAGGAGGCAGAUCGACCGGCAGCUGACUAAGGUGGAUCCCCGGAGGCAUGGCAAGAGGCCCCUACCCGCCGACAAGGAGGAAGAGGAUCAGCCGCCGCCCCCGCCGCCGGCGAAGCACGAGCAGCUGGAGAUCGAGGAGCAUCGGUACCACGUCUCGCAGCUGCAGCAAGGUGCUACCUUUAGCGCCGGCGGCGGCGGCGGAGGGUCGUCGUCGUCGUCUGCCGCCGGCGCCGCGGCUGGUCCGUCGCCGGAGGCGUACGCGCAGUACUACUACUCGGCGCGCGCCGACCACGACGCCUCCGCCGUCGCCUCCGCGCUUGCCCACGUCAUCCGCGCCUCCCCCGACCAGCUCCCGCCGCACGCCUUCGGCGGCGGCGGCGCUCCGCCGGGCCAGGGAGACUACCAGCAAGCAGCGCCACCGGCCGCCGCCGCCGCCGCCGCCGAGGAGGAGCAAGCAGCAGGUCGGAGGCGGCACUACCGAGGGGUGAGGCAGCGGCCGUGGGGGAAAUGGGCGGCGGAGAUCCGGGACCCCAAGAAGGCGGCGCGGGUGUGGCUCGGCACCUUCGACACGGCGGAGGACGCCGCCAUCGCCUACGACGAGGCGGCGCUCCGGUUCAAGGGCACCAAGGCCAAGCUCAACUUCCCGGAGCGCGUCCAGGGCCGCACCGACAUGGGAUUCCUCGUCACCCGCGGCAUCCCCGACCGGCACCACCACCAAGGAGGGGCGGCGGUGACGCUGGCGGCAAUGCCGCCCCCGCACCGGCAACACCACCAGACCGUCGUGCCGUACCCGGACCUCAUGCAGUACGCGCAGCUGCUGCAGGGCGGCGGCCGGGGCGGCGGCGGCGCCGGAGACCACCACGCCGAGGCGGCGGCCCAGCAGGCGCAGGCGCGGCUCAUGAUGAUGGCCCGCGGCGGCGUCAGCCUGCCGUUCGGCGCCGCGUCGUUCUCGUCGUCCUCCUCGUCGGCGCCGCAGAUACUGGACUUCUCCACGCAGCAGCUCAUCCGGCCCGGCCCGCCGUCGCCGGCAGCCGCGGCGCCAUCCACGCCGUCAUCCACGACCACGGCGUCGUCGCCCGGCGGCAGUGCAUGGCCGUACGGUGGGGAGCACCACAGGAAUAAAAAAGACGCGUGAUCGAGCUGGCCGGGGGUGGGGGGGAUAUGCAUGCAUGCAAGUUGCAAGCACUUGGCAAUGCGAGAGGAUCAGACCAAGUAGCUGUAUGGAGGAAUAUGCAUGCAAUAUGGGGUAAGUGGCAGUGGUCAUUUUUCCUGGAAACAAAAGCAUUUCUUGGACAUUUUCUUCUCUCUUCUCUCUUUUUUGUCCCAAAUGAUCUUCUUUUGUUCAUUUCUUGGAGGAUCUUCACUUUAUUAGAGAGCUAGCUUGCUGCUAGAGCUUGCUACUACCUUCCUUGUUUAAUGGUCUGUUAAUUGCUCAUCUCCUUAAUUUGUUCAAGUGUCAACUAAUCAAUUGUGCAAACUAAUCCAAAAGCAAGAAGAGAGGAAUCUUAUUGAUGCAAUAUAUAGGACCUGUUUUUUUCUCUCUC
Setaria italica (foxtail millet) is the source of this 1640-nucleotide messenger RNA. Its product is annotated as AT-rich interactive domain-containing protein 1A. The transcript is spliced from 2 exons. The record is from RefSeq and is a predicted model, not a curated record. Gene Ontology annotation, biological process: regulation of DNA-templated transcription; ethylene-activated signaling pathway. Gene Ontology annotation, molecular function: DNA-binding transcription factor activity; DNA binding. Bases 50 to 1231 code for a protein of 393 amino acids. Lineage: Eukaryota; Viridiplantae; Streptophyta; Magnoliopsida; Poales; Poaceae.